UAAACUCUUAAGUGUCCUCUCGGUUAAUGAUCAGUGUGGCCUCUGGCCAGUAGUCUCAUCUGCACAGUGCAAUGGGUGGAGCGUAUCCAUGGGUUACCGGACGGGACAAGGGUGCAGGAGCAAGCAGAGUAACCCUCAAGACCUUUUUUAAAAGAAAGACAAGCCAACUGCUGGUCUACAUUUGCUUAAUGAAGAAAAACAACACCUCUGUCCAGGUGAGGUUACUACUAAAUCUUUGCAAUCGUUUCACUCAUGCAGUUAUGAGUUGUGACAACCAGCUUGAAGCUAUUACCUGUAUGUUGUCGUGAACAUGUCAGCCAUUUCAUGUGGCUUGGAAACAUUGCUCCUAUUACUGUGCAAACAAUGAGUCCAUGUACAAAUACUAUCUGUUAUCUGCCACUUUCAGUGCUCCAUUGUGACCUAAUGGUUUGUGGUUAGCUGUGAAUGUAAGCCCUGUUUCACAAUGUAUAAUUGAGUCACUGGCAGUGAUAUGGCGGUUGAGACGCAGGUUGGUAACAGUGGCAGAAGUCUUUUCCACUAACAGACCCCGUGGACGAUAUGAUACCUGGCUGGCAUCGACUCUCCCAACCUGGGACGGUUGACCAUCGGGCCUUCCUGGACUCUGAGCAGCGGAGGAGAGAUCUGGAUGUCAGUCUGGCUCAGGUCCAAAAUGCACUGCAGGAACAGAGGGUCAGAAUGCUCCAGAGAAUGGGCCCAGGGAGCCCACAUAAACUACCCCAGAUACUUGUUUUGAAUCUUGGGCAGAUCAGUCGACCAGUAAAUCUCUAUCCCAGUCUGUUAUCAGAGAACAUCUACAUCCCACCAUAUGGUGACCUUUACACAAGAGUGGGCAGGCUAGAGAUGGACUCAGAGAUCAUUAGCGCCCAAUUGGACCAGGUUCUCUGUUCUAGGGGAAAGUGUCUCUACAGGAAUGGACCCUCACCCCAACAACACAGCUUGACUCCUGAGAAAUUAUUCUGUACCGUUCACCCACAGUGUCAGAGGGAGGACCAGAGUAUUACCUCUCAGCUUAUUGCUCAAGCAGUGGACAAAGGACAACUUCUGAAAGAGCGAGACAACCUUGAGCGUCUGCUGCAGGAGUCCAGGGCCCAGCAGCAGCUGAUGGAGCAGAAGAGGGAGGCCCAGAUAACAGCCCUUCACUCCCAGCUGUACCAGGCACGCUCCAGCCUCCAGGAGACCCACAGAAACACACUGGCCACACAGGCAGAGCUACAUGGCAGCAAGCAGAUAAAUGAGUCCCUGCUACAGGAGGUGGCGUCUCUCAGACGGAGGCCUGGGGCUGCGGAGGAGCGGGCCUCCCUGAUGGAGAGUGACGGACGCCUGCUCAGGGCUCGCAUAGCAGCACUGGAGACUGAGCGGGAGGAGCUGCUUCAACAAGGAGACCUUGCCACAGGGAGACGACACCCCUCAGCCUUUGGGAGCGCUUGGGAAACGGAUGUGGAAGAUUCCAAAAAGUCGGAGGGGUUGAGGGAGGAGAGUGCCGCGUAUGAGAUGGAGGAAGAUGAAGAGGAGAGGGUACAAGGGAAGGAUGUGUCUGUGGACUUAAGACUUAAGAGCCGUGAGGUGCCGCCCUCUAAGCCUGGCCUACAGAUAAUAAAGGAAGAGAACCAGAACGGAGAGAAGGGGCUGGGAUUGGUCGAUCGCUGGAAUCCAUGGCAGCACGAGCCAAUAGAAGCCAAUCAAAUGACGGCGCUGGAUAUAGAGCUGCAGCAGCUGAGAAUGGCCUGUGAAGAGACAUCAUCAACACUACCGGUCUCCCCCAAGGACCAGAGGGCCAGAGAGUGGCUGUAAAAGAGCUGCUCUGCUCAAGGACUGUGUGGGAGAGAUGGAGAAGGAUAGGGAGGGGCUGGUUUUUCUGGAGAGAGACUGUGGAGUUCUUUGGGUGGUACCUCCAGGAUCAUUGGCCAGAAGUAACCCACAAUGAUCCUUGACUAUGUAGGCCCACAUUUCCAUAUUGUCCACAAUCGUCGAUGCUUUCUUUUGCGUAUGCAAUAAAUGAUGUCUGAAUCAAGACCGCGGGAAGCGAUCCGCUGAGGCCCUGCAUAUUAAAUUGUGUUCUCAAACACGUCCUCAAGAACUCCUUUUUAAUGUUUAACUGACAUCAACCGCAUUGUGGACUGUGUACAGCAUUUGGUUUGUCAGUUUAAAAUAAAUAUUGGACUGGCUCAAAUACAACUCCACUAUCCCUAGGCCUUUACGGGUAUACCAGUUUGACAGAAAAACA
Molecule: messenger RNA, 2245 nt
Organism: Oncorhynchus masou masou (cherry salmon)
Lineage: Eukaryota; Metazoa; Chordata; Actinopteri; Salmoniformes; Salmonidae
Exons: 10
Coding region: 559-1812 (417 amino acids)
Source: RefSeq, a predicted model, not a curated record